CCCUCUCAUAAUUUUAACCAUUGUGUUUUUUGUGUUAGAUUUGAAGCAGUUGACCACAUUAGUCACGUAGCGAAUUUAAACCGUUGUUCUGCCAAAAUACGCUACAUCGGCGAAACGUCUUACAUUAGUCGAAUUUGACACCUAAAGUACUACCGUGCGCUCUAAACUUGUUUUGUUUGGAUGCAUACAGGAAUAAGGUACUAAAAAAUGCCUGCAGAAAAUACUUAAAUGUAGUUAUAUAUAUAGGACGGCUUAAACACGCUACGUGACCGAACACCGUCCUUAUUUGAUAUAACUACAUUUAAGUAUUUUCUUAAGGCAUUUUUUCGUACGUUCUGCCUGUAUGCGUCUAAACAAAACAAGUUUAGAGCGCAUGAUAGUACUUUGGGUGUCAAAUUCGACGUUUCGCCGAUGUAGGACAUUUUGGCAGAACACUGGUGUUCUGAAAUUCCUUCUACCGAUCUAGAUGACGUUUCUGCCGGGUUUUACUUAAAGGCAUUGGAUAUAAGGUAUGAACAGAAAACGACCUCUGAUUUGUGACAUUUUCAAAGUACAGAAAAGAAGACCAGGUGCUGAGAAGUUUGGUGUCAAGAGUGAUGAAGGUUUGACUGACGUCCGAGCCAGCCUGGAGUACCUCAUGACACUAUUUCCCAGAAAGCUCUUCAAUGACAAAUUACCUCAAAUUGUACUGAAGCACCAACUGUAUAGCAUUCAUCAUGACAAGACUCUAGUGGACAAGGAAGUGAAUAAACUGCGCGACAAUGGGGAGCUGCUCAUGUUCCAACUCGGUUUUGACGCCGAGGCGUUUGGCCUUGUUUUCACGCCUGACUACAAGGCCAAAGUUUUGUCCGGAGAGGAGGGAAGAGACACCCGAGGGACUGUGGACAAGUUCUUGGAGAAAGUUUUGUCGCCUUGCACCGAUCUGAGCUUCAGCAAAGACCAGAUGAUCAGGGACUUCCUCUUUACGGACUCAGAAAUCACGCAGCUGGUGAAGGCCGGGGUCUUGACGGUCAGGGACGCCGGCAGCUGGUGGCUCUCUAUUCCCAACUCUGGCAGAUUCACGAAGUACUUUAUACAAGGUCGUAAAGGCGUGCUGAGCAUGGUGAAGAAGUCGCGCUAUGGCGAAGCGUUACAGGCUGAGCUGGAAGGACGGCGGACCACCUCGCAAGUAAAAUUCCACAUCAAGUACCACAUUCACGAUCUGGUCGGUGCCGAGCUGGUGGAAAGCAUACCAACAACCUCUGGGACUUUGUUGCGAUAUGUUGACUCCUGAAUUAUCGAAGAUGAGAGAUAAGAUGCUCAGAUUGUCAAUGUAUGGUACUGUAUUUUUUCACAAAUGAAGGCCUUAUAAAAACCCAGUGGGUUCAUGAAAUACACGUGAUGUUCUCAACCUUAUUAGGUUAUUGCAUUAUAUAAUUAAAAUCAUCUGCAUUAUUU
Messenger RNA from Corythoichthys intestinalis (scribbled pipefish), 1437 nucleotides. RefSeq names its product serine/threonine kinase 19 (gene whr1). The transcript has 7 exons. Gene Ontology annotation, biological process: positive regulation of Ras protein signal transduction; protein phosphorylation. Gene Ontology annotation, molecular function: protein serine/threonine kinase activity. NCBI's taxonomy places the organism in Eukaryota, Metazoa, Chordata, Actinopteri, Syngnathiformes, Syngnathidae. The record is from RefSeq and is a predicted model, not a curated record. The coding region runs from base 512 to 1273 and encodes 253 amino acids.